UCCUCCUCUGUCGGGCUGUUCGGCUCCAUCGAGCGAUCUUCCCAAAAAACUUUCCGUGCCAAGAGGUUUUUUGUUUCUUGUCUGCGUUACAUUGAGACACUUGGAGGCCGUGCAGGGAGGAGAGUCGCGUUCAUAAGAUAUGACAUAUAAGACAUGGUACUGAUGACCGAGCAGGCGGACAGACCUCUGACCCCGUUAUCUGCACCGGAGCAACUUUUCAACAAGGACUCCCGAGGGAAUCGGUCGACGUCUGAAGUGGAGAAUGGAGGUGAGAGGAGACAGAGGUGGCCUGGAAGGUCACCUGCGGACCUCCACCUGUGUCUGGACACAGAGUUGGACCCCUCAGAGAGCAGGAAGAAACCCAGCCUGAGGCUAAAACCUGUGGAGCAGCUUUCGCCGAUGCUGAGUCCAGGCGACUGUGAAGCGAAGUUUGAGAGGAAGAAACCGCAGCCCAGCCACUUAUCAAAGCCAAAUGCACAGUAUCAUAAGUUAUUCAAGGAGGUCAGCAAGGAUGAGUUACUCAAACAAAGUUAUACUUGUGCCCUGCAGAGAGACAUUUUAUAUCAGGGCAAGAUGUUCGUCUCCGAUAACUGGAUCUGUUUCCACUCCAAAGUCUUUGGCAAAGACACCAAGAUUUCAAUCCCUGUGAUGUCUGUGACGUUUAUCAAAAAGACUAAAACUGCAUUAUUGGUGCCAAACGCUCUUGUGAUUGAAACCAAAAGUUAUCAGCAUGUGUUUGUGUCCUUUCUGUCUCGAAACACCACCUACAAACUUCUGAAGUCCAUCUGCGUUCAUUUGGAGGUGGAUAAGACUUGUAACAGCCCUGUUACAUCCUCCUGUGAAAACAGCUUCAGAGUGAAAUGCCCGCCGUCUCUUCCUCUGGACUUCUCCAGAGACUUCUCCGACCUCGACGGGGUUGUGCAACAAAGGCGGCAGGAGAUGAUGGAGAGCAGCAGCUCCGGCUCUCAAACGCCAGAUUAUGAGAAAAUAACUGACUUCAGCGGCCUGCCGGACACGUUUCUGAGCGCAGUGAAGAGCGGAGAGGUUUCGGUCCACGCAGACAUUCACCUCCAGACUCCGAGCCAAAAGCACGGAGCUGUUCCCCUCAAGAACGGGUCGACUAAACCGACCCGGGCAGUCAAAGACAAGUCCUCGCAGCCCAUGUCUUUACACGCCAUCCUCCUCAUCUAUUUGUUUUUAGUGAGUGUUCUGGUCCUGUCCUCCUGUUACAUGGCCUUCAAGAUUGUGGCUCUGGAGCAUCGUUUGAACUCCUUGGUGUCGAUGGGGGAACACAUUCGCAACGAAAAUGCUGUGAGCCACAGGUCCCAGAGUGAAAUGAAUGCUGAGAUCUACGGAGAGCUGUCGACCAACUUGUUCAAGCUUGAAAAG
Messenger RNA from Morone saxatilis (striped sea-bass), 1389 nucleotides. Its product is annotated as GRAM domain-containing protein 2B-like. The record is from RefSeq and is a predicted model, not a curated record. NCBI's taxonomy places the organism in Eukaryota, Metazoa, Chordata, Actinopteri, Moronidae.